Linum tenue is the source of this 678-nucleotide messenger RNA. The record is from the annotation of a GenBank genome assembly. Lineage: Eukaryota; Viridiplantae; Streptophyta; Magnoliopsida; Malpighiales; Linaceae.
AUGACGAGCAGUAGUACAACCACGGUGGUGUACGAACACACUCCGACCCCGUCGUCGGGCCACCACGGACCGGCAGCGGCAGAGGAAGGCAGCAGCGGGAGGAAGUACAGGGGAGUGAGGAGGCGGCCAUGGGGGAAAUGGGCGGCGGAGAUUCGAGACCCGUUCAAGGCCGCCAGAGUGUGGCUGGGGACGUUCGACACGGCGGAGGCGGCGGCCAGAGCGUACGACGAGGCCGCAUUGAGGUUCAGAGGCAGCAAGGCCAAGCUCAACUUCCCGGAGAACGUCAAGCUCCGGACCAUCAACACAAGCAGCACCACGAGCAGCAGCAGCAGCAGUCACAGCAGCGGCGUGACUACUGCUGCUGCUUUUCCUCAUUAUGCUCACCACCACAACACCAACAACCAGACAAGGUUCAUGAGCUUGUUGAACAUGAACCGCGGCGGUGAUCGGCAGCAGCAGCCGUCGAAUUCGACUUCUCAGCUGGUGCUGGGAGUCGGAGGAUACUACGAUCAUCAUCAUCAUCAAUCCUCGUCGCAGCUGUCUGAUCAGGCGUCGUCGACGUAUCUCGACCAGCUGCCAAUGCAGGCGUAUUACCCUCUGCUGCCGGAUUUCCAGCAGAGUUCGCCGUGGCCGGCGACCCCGUCUUGUAAUAGUGGUGGCGAUUCUCCUUCAGGAUAG